CCGCCGCGCUCGUUCCACACCGUCUCCGCCGCCGGCCGUCGCCAUGGGCAUCAAGGGUUUGACGAAGCUGCUGGCGGAGCACGCGCCGGGGGCGGCCGUGAGGCGGCGGGUGGAGGACUACCGCGGCCGCGUCGUCGCCAUAGACGCCAGCCUCAGCAUCUACCAAUUCCUCAUUGUGGUGGGAAGGAAAGGAACAGAAGCUCUGACCAAUGAGGCUGGUGAAGUCACAAGUCACCUGCAGGGCAUGUUGAACCGAACUGUAAGGAUUCUGGAAGCAGGAAUAAAACCUGUAUUUGUGUUUGAUGGUGAGCCACCUGACAUGAAACAGAAGGAACUGGCAAAAAGGUCUUUGAGGAGAGAGGAUGCUUCCAAUGAUCUAACUAGAGCUAUUGAGGUUGGAGAUGAGGAUUUAAUUGAAAAAUUUAGCAAAAGGACUGUGAAGGUCACAAAAAAGCACAAUGAAGACUGCAAGAAGCUGUUAAGCUUGAUGGGCGUCCCUGUGGUUCAGGCACCAGGGGAGGCAGAAGCACAGUGUGCAGCACUCUGCGAAAAUCACAAUGUCUUUGCUGUAGCUUCAGAGGAUAUGGAUUCGCUAACUUUUGGUGCUCGAAGAUUCCUUCGCCAUUUAACCGACCUUAGUUUCAAGAGAUCUCCUGUAACUGAAUUCGAAGUGUCAAAGGUUUUGGAAGAACUUGGACUUACGAUGGAUCAAUUUAUUGAUUUAUGUAUCCUUAGUGGCUGUGACUACUGUGAGAAUAUUAGAGGUAUUGGGGGCCAGAGAGCUUUGAAACUUAUUCGUCAACAUGGCUGUAUAGAAGAAAUAGUGCAAAAUCUUAGCCAAACAAGGUAUAGAGUCCCAGAAGACUGGCCUUACCAGGAAGUUAGGGUUUUGUUUAAGGAACCUAAUGUCUGUACAGACAUUCCAGACUUCGUGUGGACCCCACCUGAUGAGGAGGGCCUUUUAAACUUUUUGGCAACUGAAAACAGUUUCAGUCCUGAUCGAGUAGCAAAGUCUGUAGAAAAGAUGAAGACUGCUAACGAUAAAUUUUUCCUUGGGCGGUCAAAGGUUUUGGCACCAGUAGCAAACUUAGCAGGAUCUACAUCUGCUUCAGGGUCAGUGAAGGAACCCAAAUGUAUCCUGGGUGGUCCAGGGCAAGGCAUGAAGGCUAGGCCACCUCUACAAGUAUGCAAGAGCUCAAGCUCUGAUUUCAGACAUGACAAUUCAAAGGCGUUCAUGCUGCGCAGGCAAUCAGGAUUUCACAGAAUAUCUACUUGUGCUUCCAUCUGAAGCUGGAGCUGCAAUAUUCCCAUGAUUUGGCUGCUUGAAGCUUUGACUGGCACCAUCUGCUUCAUUAAGAAUUAGAAACAAUGAUCACUUGAAAUGUGUUGAGCCUAUGCUGUAUUAUUGUAGUCCAGCCUUUUGACUUGUAACCCACUAAUCAACUUGAAUGCUUGAACUUUCUCACAUCUAGCACUCGUUCUCGCUUGAGUGUUGAAGAAUUUGAUCACCUUUUAUCUGUUACCCGAAACUUUGUCGAUGUGCCAGAACGAGCAGGGAACUGGUUGAGGUCGCUUAACAUUUUUAAUGCCUUCUCUGAAAAUAUGUACAUAUAUCCUUCUCUAUCACUCACUACUGCGAUAGCCUUAGCAUGAUUUGUUUU
Molecule: messenger RNA, 1661 nt
Organism: Oryza brachyantha (malo sina)
Lineage: Eukaryota; Viridiplantae; Streptophyta; Magnoliopsida; Poales; Poaceae
Product: flap endonuclease 1-B
Exons: 17
Coding region: 44-1288 (414 amino acids)
Molecular function (GO): 5'-3' exonuclease activity; 5'-flap endonuclease activity; DNA binding
Source: RefSeq, a predicted model, not a curated record